AUGGAUCCAGAUCCAAUAACUACUGCUGCUGCGGAUUCUUCCCCGCCAGAGCCUGAAAACCCUUAUCUCAAGGGCUGGAGGCUCAAAAACCUCAUGGGCGCAUUACUGAUGGGUAUGCUUCUCAUUGGGCUAGAUAUCAACAUUGUCGCUACGGUAAACGAGAUUCAUCCAACGCGAACCUAA
Molecule: messenger RNA, 183 nt
Organism: Uncinocarpus reesii 1704
Lineage: Eukaryota; Fungi; Ascomycota; Eurotiomycetes; Onygenales; Onygenaceae
Exons: 1
Coding region: 1-183 (60 amino acids)
Source: RefSeq, a predicted model, not a curated record